AUGGCACCGCAAUCAGAGAUCGAUUCACACUGCGAGCCGGAGAUGGUGACUGAACCCGGAGAUUCGGACGGCGGUACGGAGGAUCAACGGCUUCCACUCACGGACGACGACGUCGAAACGCGCCCAGAAGAUCAGCCGAAGACUGCCACAUGCAAAACUGGGACCCUCGAUGCAGUCUCAAACCCAAGCUUCAUGGGUGAACUUCCGUUUGCCUCGCAUAACUCGCCCCAAAUAGGCGGCAAGGGUCGCCCACAGGAACGACCAACACUACUACCUCCAGGCUGGCGGGAGUCGCUGCUCGAAGGAAUCCAAGGCCCGAGUGUUGCUAAGCUUGCAGCUCUAGUCAACUACGUUGACCACCUGGAGGGCAUGGUUACGCGUCAACAGCGCGUAAUCAACAGAGAGCAUGCCGUCCGGCCGAUCAUGCCGCAAGUGAGACGUAGGUCAAGCCGCGGUGCCACCACCUCCGACAGCGACACCAGCUCUUCGAGCGGUGACGACGAGAAGGAAGCCGCGGUCUAUCGAGAAGUCAAGAUCUGUCGCAACGGUCAUCACGGUGACAAUCUCUACCUCGAAGAUGAGGGUAGCGACUCGUUCCUCAAGCAGUUUGCCUCGGAUGGGCCGCGGCACGCCCCCAUCACGUACAGGCGCGUCUUCAGCAAGACCGGGUCCCCCUUGCGAACGGUGCUAAAGAUUCACUCGCCGGUUCUCAUCGAGGCGCUGAAGGAGACCAUCGCCGUGUCGAGGUCCGAAUCCUACCAGAGACUCUUUUCCCGCAAAGUCAACCUUCGGAAGCCGUUCAUCAUGCUCUUCCAGAAUCGAAGGAGGCUGAUGCAGGCGGCGGACCAAGCCGAGGGGGAAAAGGCCAUUCACCUUCGACUGCUUCUCAAAUUUCUCCAAGAGGAGAUGGCCGCGACGUGGACGAAGCUGGACGAGAUCGAGGAGGGAAAGUGCCGUCGCAUAUCGUUUGAAGAUUCUUGGCUGCUCUACCCUCCCGGGACGACCGUGUACGUGCGGGACGCUGGCCUGUGGAGGGCGUACAAGGUGGACGACGUUUGGGUCAACCACCUCCCCAUCCCGGGCCUGCUGCACAUGCGAAGUUACUACCUCUGUCUCGACGACAGCGCCUCUAGGCUCGAGCCCGUCGAGGCAGUGCAGUACAUGACUCCCUUUUCGGGCGAGCGCUUCGUCUCGGACUUUGGCCUGAUUCCGGAAUCGCACGUGGAAGGGCGCCGCGAGAUGGACGACUUUCUCGAAGCCAGGGGCCGCACCUUUUGGGGCUUUCACGGAGAGCCGGCGUAUCGACAGUACGUCGGCGCGGCGUGGCCUACGACGCGACCAUCGGACUACGUCAGGGUCAUCAUAGACUACGUCACCGCCAGCAGGUACCCGGCGGAGAGCACGGAUGACUACAGCGACUCGGACGACGAGGAGUACUGCAGCUGCUCCGCGUGCGUGAGGAAGUAUGCGCGGCUCACGUCGUCGUACCCGGAAGACGCGCUGGGCGAGUCCAACAUCUGCAUGAAGGAUCGAUGGUCACGCUCCAACCAGACGGACGAGCCGAGCGGGCAAGGGACGCGGCAGAGCCCGCUGAUGUUCAGUCCCUGCCGGGUCUGGGCCUUUUCGCUGAAGCACAAGUCGUGGAAGCACGUCGAGCUCGACAACCUCGAGCCCAUCGCCGUCACCGUCGACCCCUUCUCGAGGCUCGUCAUCGAGGACAACUACAAGGAGGUGAUUGAAUCGAUGGUGGACGCCUACCUCAGCAACGCGCAAUUUUACGACAUCAUCAAGGGCAAGGGACGCGGCUUGAUCGUGCUGCUCCACGGCGGGCCGGGAACGGGCAAGACGCUGACGGCCGAGUGCGUGGCGGAGAAGAAGAUGCGACCCCUCUACAUGGUGACGUGCGGCGACCUCGGAACGGACCCCGACAAGCUCGAGAUGCGGCUCCAGGAGACGUUCAUCCACGCCGUGCACUGGAAGGCGAUCCUCCUCCUCGACGAAGCCGACGUGUUCCUGCAGGAGCGCGACCUCUACGACCUCAAGCGCAACGCCCUCGUCUCCGUCUUCCUCCGGCACAUUGAGUACUACGACGGCCUGCUGUUCCUGACGACGAACCGGCCGGGCCAGAUCGACGAAGCGUUCCACUCGCGCAUCCACAUCACGCUCGGCCUGCCGGACCUCGACUUUGAGCGGCAGAAACAGGUGUGGCUCAUCUUUGUCCGCAACCUACGGCUCGACGAAAACGACGAGGCGAACCGGGCGAAGAAGGUGGAGCUGCUCAAGUUUGUGCAGCAGCAGCUGGAGUCGAAGCUCCGGGAGAUCAAGGGCUUCCACAUGAACGGGCGGCAGAUCCGAAACUGCAUCCGCGCGGCGGCGGCCAUUGCCAACCGCAAGGGCCGCAGCCUGCAGAAGGAGGACAUUGUUGCCGUCGUGGACCUCGGCAUGCAGUUUCGCGUCUACAUGACGCGGGUGAACCGCAUGAGCCAGGACGAGCGGGCCAUGGCGCUCGGCUUGCGGUUGCAGCACGAGAUGGAGGACCAGGACGCCGCGUCGCGUGGCUGCUGUGGCUGCGACAAGUACUGUUACUGCUCUGCUGUGGCUCCUGUGGCUGCCAUGCGUGCUCCAACUGCCGUGGCUGCUAUAUCUGCCGUGAGCACCACCAUGUCUGCUACAACUAUUGCAACUACAUAA
Molecule: messenger RNA, 2691 nt
Organism: Drechmeria coniospora
Lineage: Eukaryota; Fungi; Ascomycota; Sordariomycetes; Hypocreales; Ophiocordycipitaceae
Exons: 6
Coding region: 1-2691 (896 amino acids)
Molecular function (GO): ATP hydrolysis activity; ATP binding
Source: RefSeq, a predicted model, not a curated record